Messenger RNA from Corythoichthys intestinalis (scribbled pipefish), 2715 nucleotides. It is a transcript of the gene rufy1, whose product is annotated as RUN and FYVE domain containing 1. The coding region runs from base 26 to 2170 and encodes 714 amino acids. The transcript is spliced from 17 exons. NCBI's taxonomy places the organism in Eukaryota, Metazoa, Chordata, Actinopteri, Syngnathiformes, Syngnathidae. Gene Ontology annotation, cellular component: cytoplasm. The record is from RefSeq and is a predicted model, not a curated record. Gene Ontology annotation, molecular function: metal ion binding. Gene Ontology annotation, biological process: regulation of endocytosis; protein transport.
GUUCCGAAAGGGGUGGGGGGCAAACAUGGCCGACGACUUAGGGGAAGUAAACACAGCUGUAGGUGAAGGCGAAACAAAACAAGAGCAAGAGGUCUCCAAACUUUUAAACGAGGAGCCUGACAACAAUGCCUGCAACAACAAUAUUCUUGGCCGGACCGAGAGGUCAUCGUCGGAGAGCAGCUGGUCGGGUUCCCUCAUGUCGCUGGCUCGUAAGGCCACGGAGACACUCAGCAGCGGGGUGAACUACGCUUCUGCACGGAGGAACUCCGUGCAUGGCUCCGCUGAGAGCCUGACGUCGGAAAAGGAGCCCGAACCCGAGUUAAACCGCAUGGGAAAGAAGCUUCCAGUGUUGCUCCCCAAAGACCCCAUGGCAAUAGAAAGGUCCAAUCUUCUCAGCAUGCUGAAGCUAAGCAUCAAAGUUUUAAUCAAGUCUUCAGUGAGUUUGGGGAGGACUCUAGACGCUGACUUCCCGCCCUUGCAGCAGUUCUUCUUAGUCCUGGAGCACUGCCUCAAACAUGGGCUAAAAGCCAAGAAGUCCUUCAUUGGUCAGAACAAAUCCAUUUGGGGCCCUCUGGAGCUGACUGAGAGCUUGUGUCCAGAAUCUGCCAACAUAGUGACAAGUGCCAGAGACCUGCCUGGAAUCAAGACUGGUUUGGGGAGAGGAAGGGCAUGGCUGCAUUUAGCACUCAUGCAAAAAACAAUGGCUGACUACAUGAAAGUCUUGCUGGAACGCAAAGAUCUCCUGAGUGAGUUCUAUGAUGCUGGAGCGCUAAUGAUGGAGGAGGAAGGUGCAGUAAUGGGAGGGCUGCUGGUCGGCCUUAAUAUUAUUGAUGCAAACCUGUGUAUUAAAGGUGAAGAUCUGGACUCUCAGGUGGGAGUAAUUGACUUCUCCCUUUAUCUGAAAGACCCUACCAGCUCUGGAAACCCGAAAGAUGAUGCCAAGAUGACCGCCAUCUUGGAUCAGAAGCAUUACAUUGAGGAGUUGAAUCGUCAUCUGAGUGGAACCGUUACCGACCUUCAGGCGAAGAUGGACUGCUUGGAGAAAACCAACAGCAAACUUGUAGAAGAGCUCGCAGCGGCAACGGACAGAAUCAACUCUCUGCGAGAUGAACAGGAACAGCUGAGAGAGGACAACGCGCAGAUUUUGCUUUCCAGUCAGAAAAAGAAAGAGGCUGCGCUUCAGGACAGCCAGGCGGAGUUGGAGACGUACAAACAAACCCGACAAGGCUUGGAUGACAUGUAUAAUGUUGUGUGGAAGCAAUACAAGGAAGAAAAACGCAUUCACCAGGAGUUGGCGCGAGAGCUGGAGCUCCAGAUAGUGCUGAAACAGGAAAUGGAGAUGGCCAUGAACCUGCUGGAGAAGGACUCACAUGAGAAACAGGACUCACUGGCUGCUUUGCGACUCCAGUUGGACCAAGUCAAAGCUCUGAACCUUCAAAUGUUUCACAAAGCACAGGACUCUGAACGAGAGGCGGCCAAAAAACAGGCAGAGGUUGAACAGCUCGAGCAGAAAAUAGACGACAUGGUGAAAGCAAUGACGGAUCUAGAGCUGAGACUUCACAAUUCAGAACGGGAUUGUAAGAAGAGCAGCCAGUCGGAUAAAAACUUAAGGGUUGAGCUGGAGGGAAAAAUAAACACGCUUGAAAAACAACUGAGUGACCUGGAUGCACAAAGGCUGGGCUUUGAGAAGGAACUUGUGGUCGAGAGAGAACAGCGGCAAGGCCUUCAGAAAGCGCUCCAGAGGGAGCAGGACAAUAGCAUGGAGCUUCGCACGCAACUCCAACAACUCCAAGGCCUGCACGCUGAGCUACAGGAUCUGAAGCAGGAGAAGCAGCAGCUGCAAGAGUUAUGUGAACAGCAGGAGCAGGCUUUGCAGGAGAUGGGGCUGCAUCUCAGCCAGUCAAAACUCAAGAUGGAGGACUUUAAAGAGGUUAACAAAGCACUGAAGGGCCAUGCCUGGUUAAAAGAUGACGAAGCCACGCAGUGCAAACAGUGUGAAAAAGAGUUCUCCAUCUCACGAAGAAAGCACCAUUGCAGGAACUGCGGGGAUAUUUACUGCAGCAGUUGCUCCAGUAACGAGCUCGCCUUACCUUCAUAUCCUCGUCCCGUGCGGGUUUGCGAUAUGUGUCACUCCUUGUUGCUGCAGAGAAGUUCAUCCAAAGCUUCCUGACAAAAACCCUUCCAACAUUCGGAUCUUUUCGUUGCACAAACACUGCUUAGCCACGUUUGUUUUUGAAUGUUAAUUUUGUGUCAUCUGAAAUUCAGGAAGAUAAUGCGUUGCAUUCCUGUUGCAGAACUGUUCAAGGUCAUUUUUUUGCAGGAGGGGAAAUGUUUCAAAUUUAUUGCGAGGUAUACAUGCAAACCUUUUUCCCCUAAUUCAGGUUUGAAAGCAAGUUUACAUGUGAUGCGGUCUAUUCCGAUCAAGUAAAUAUGUGCCACUUAUAAUCAGAACAGCCUGUUUACUGUAAUCGAGGUUCAGAUGGAGCAUUUUUCAUUCUCAUUUUAUCAUAUUCACACUGCAAUGCAUUAACACAGCGAUAGCCUAAGUUUCUAUCAGUCAUUUGUUGCAACUUUGUAAAUUAUUGAAUGAUAAAAAUCUAUUUUAGAAUGUAUUAACACUUGGAUUGUAUACACACAAGAGCUGUUUUCUAUCUCGGGAAUGACACAUUUUUAACUUGAUAUUUAAUGAAUAAAAUUUGCAGUGUUUCCAUCAGA